This is a messenger RNA of Cordyceps militaris CM01, 960 nucleotides long. RefSeq names its product SWR1-complex protein 5. The transcript has 2 exons. NCBI's taxonomy places the organism in Eukaryota, Fungi, Ascomycota, Sordariomycetes, Hypocreales, Cordycipitaceae. The coding region runs from base 1 to 960 and encodes 319 amino acids. The record is from RefSeq and is a predicted model, not a curated record.
AUGGCUACCGAUGCCCUCACGGACGAGGAUGAGCAGUAUGAUUCGACCAACGACUCGGACUUUGCGCCUGGUGUCGAGCCCGAUAUAGUUUCCGAUGACGACACGGGCGAUGAAGGGCGCAAAAGAAAGAUAUCAGACAAGGAGACUCCCAAUUCUGGCGACACGGCUGAGGAUGAUGUUGUCUACGAGAACUCGGGCGAUGAAGCCAUCAUCACCAAGGGCAAAAAGAAGCUGAAAAAGGCCAAGGACGCCGAUGACGAAGGCGGUGACGGCGGAUUGAUCAAGACAAGGGCGCAGCGAGCAGCUGAGAAAGAAGAGCGACGAUAUGCCACAAACACUGGUCCGGUGACAGUCGAUGUCGAUGCCAUUUGGAAGCGAAUGCUUUCCGGCCAGCCCAUUGUCGCAGAAACGACCAAGGAAUCCAACGACAGCGCGACAAAAGCAGUCGAACCCAAAAAGAAACUCGAAACGCAACCCGUCGACCCGGCCGACACGAUCAAAAUCAAGCGCACCUACAACUUUGCCGGCAAGGUCCACACCGAAGAGAAGACGGUAGCGCGCGACUCGGCCGAGGCCAAGCUGUACCUCGCCUCCGAGGAAGGCCAGGCUACUUCAGCCACGGCCGACGGCUCGCCGCCGAAGCGCGCGACGCGCAAGGCCUUUCGCUCGGCGUUUGAGCCACUCGUCGUCGGCGUCGGCGACGCGCGCCGCCUCGACCUCAACCUGGGCUUGACGGCACGGGCGCAGGCGGCGCGGGAGCUGCAGGCCAAGAAGCUCACGACGGUCGAAAAGAGCCGCAUGGACUGGGCCGGCUACGUGGACAAGGAGGGCAUCCAGGACGAGCUGGCGCUGGCGGGCCGCUCCAAGGACUCGUACGCGGGGCGGCAGGACUUUUUGGCGCGCAGCCAGGCGAUCCGCGACGAGGACUCGCGGCGAGCGCGCAUGGCCGGGCGGACGUGA